AUGGACACAAUCCACACAACCACAAUCCGCCAGAGAAUGGCGAUUUCGGAUGACGAGGAUCAUGAUGAAUUCAAUCUAACAAAGAAGAAUUCAGCGAUGCUCUUCUCAAACGAACUCACAGCCCUCUACACACUUCUGGCCAUACUUUUAAUAGCGAGUCUGGCUUACAUUAUCGUCAAAGCAGUAAUACAUUCACGAAAAAACGGUUUCCUUUCGUCGGGAACGAAAUCAGAGAUGACGCCGAUCAAAGGGAAAUCGAUUGUGAAUGCAGCGUAA
Molecule: messenger RNA, 276 nt
Organism: Necator americanus (New World hookworm)
Lineage: Eukaryota; Metazoa; Nematoda; Chromadorea; Rhabditida; Ancylostomatidae
Exons: 4
Coding region: 1-276 (91 amino acids)
Source: RefSeq, a predicted model, not a curated record